Messenger RNA from Labeo rohita (rohu), 9097 nucleotides. RefSeq names its product xylosyltransferase I (gene xylt1). Gene Ontology annotation, biological process: chondroitin sulfate proteoglycan biosynthetic process; heparan sulfate proteoglycan biosynthetic process. NCBI's taxonomy places the organism in Eukaryota, Metazoa, Chordata, Actinopteri, Cypriniformes, Cyprinidae. The coding region runs from base 91 to 2850 and encodes 919 amino acids. Gene Ontology annotation, cellular component: membrane. Gene Ontology annotation, molecular function: protein xylosyltransferase activity. The record is from RefSeq and is a predicted model, not a curated record. The transcript has 11 exons.
UCUCUCCCUCUCCACGCUUCUCUCGCGACGCUGAGCCACAAAGCGGACUGUCGGCGCACGGCAGUGGCACCUCGCCGCUUCAGGGUGAAGAUGUUCGGCAGUCUGUGUGCCCGUAAGCUGGCUCGCCGAUCGCGGUCAGCGCUAAUAGCCGCGCUGACAGUGCUGCUGGUCCAAACGCUCAUCGUAUGGAACUUCAGCAGUCUGGACACGGGAGAAGACCGAAAAGACAACGGCAGAGAGAAGAGGGACCGAAUCGGCAUCAACAAAGCCUACAGCGAGUACCCGAAGAGCGGCUUCCAGAAGAGACAUCACCAGCCGCCGCUGGGGAAAGCGUCUAUUCGACAUAAACAGCAACCGGACGGCUACUAUUCGCACCGGCCCAAGGAGAAAGUCCGCGUAGACAGCAACAAUGAAAACUCCGUUCCCAAAGACUUUGAGAAUAUAGACAACAGUAAUUUCGGGGCACGUUCGCAGACACAGAGACACGCGCCCGGCAAGCACAAACAAGGCCUUCUGGAGAAGGCGCAUGCACAGCAAACCCUGAGCAAGCACUCCAACGAGGUCAUUCAGUAUGCACAGAAUAAAGGUGGCUUCAAUCAGACACGCACCGACCUCCAGCGGAGGGCCAAUCCCACCCUCCGUCCACAUCAAUCCCAGCAGCACCGGCACCACCUUCAGCAGGCCAAGCGGUCGGCCGCGCCCACUGCCGACAUUAAGUACGAUCAACCACCCAAAUGCGAGAUCAGCGGCAAAGAGGCUAUCUCCGCCCUAUCUCGAGCCAAGACCAAGGAGUGCCGGCAGCAGAUAGCAGAGGUUUACUGCCGCCACAAAGAACGCCAGCUCAUGCCUGAGAAGGUCACCCGUUACUGCCCCGUGGAGGGCAAAGUGAAUAUGAAUGUGCAAUGGGAGGACGACUCUAUGGAGACUGUGCCUGCGGUACCGGUGCGGAUAGCCUUCAUGUUGGUGGUCCACGGACGGGCCUCACGCCAGGUUCAGCGCCUCUUCAAGGCUAUAUACCACACGUCUCAUUUCUACUACAUUCAUGUGGACCAGCGAUCCAACUACCUGCACAGGCAGAUGUUGACUCUGGCUCGCCAGUAUCCCAACGUCCGGGUCACACCGUGGCGCAUGUCUACGAUAUGGGGUGGUGCCAGUCUGCUCACCAUGUAUCUGCAGAGCAUGAAGGACCUUCUGGCCAUGCGAGAUUGGUCCUGGGAUUUCUUCAUCAACCUGAGUGCUGCUGAUUACCCAAUCAGGACCAAUGAUCAGCUGGUGGCCUUCCUGUCCAAAUACAGAGAUAUGAAUUUCAUCAAGUCCCACGGGAGAGAUAACGCUCGAUUCAUCAGAAAACAAGGUUUGGACCGGCUUUUCUUCGAGUGUGACACCCAUAUGUGGCGGCUUGGAGACAGGAAGAUUCCAGAAGGCAUAUCCGUGGAUGGAGGCUCUGACUGGUUUCUGCUAAACCGAAUGUUCGUGGAGUAUGUCAUCAACUCUCAAGAUGACCUUGUGACCAACAUGAAGCGUUUCUACGCGUACACACUCUUACCUGCAGAGUCGUUCUUCCACACGGUCCUGGAGAACAGCCCGCACUGCGAGAGCAUGGUGGACAACAACCUUCGCAUCACUAACUGGAAUCGAAAGCUGGGCUGCAAGUGCCAAUACAAGCACAUCGUGGACUGGUGCGGCUGCUCGCCCAAUGACUUCAAGCCCUCAGACCUGCCCCGUUUCCAGCAAACCACCAGGCCCACAUUCUUCGCAAGGAAGUUUGAAGCCAGUGUAAAUCAAGAGAUAGUGAAUCAACUGGAUGGCUUCCUGUUCGGGAGUUUGCCCCAGGGCACGCCGGGUCUCAAGGCCUACUGGGAGAAUGUUUUUGAUGAAGCGGAUGGUAUUCACAGCCUGUCCGACGCACAUCUCACUCACUAUCAUGCCUUCGCCCGAUUGGGUCUGGCACGGACUGCCAACUCUUUACAGGGUGACAGCAGUGACAACAGCUGCAGGUAUUUUUCCAUGGGACAUCCUGUGUCUGUACACAUCUACUUCCUGUCUGAUGAGUUCCAGGGAUACCUGGUCAGGCAUCAUGCCACCAACCUGGCAACCAGCAAACUGGAAACUCUUGAGACUUGGGUCAUGCCUAAACAGUUCUUCAAGUUCACCAAUCCACCCAAUAACUUCAACAGACUGCAGUUUGCAGAGAUUGGAACAGACUGGGAUGCUAAGGAAAGGAUAUUCCGGAACUUUGGCAAUCUGAUGGGACCCAUGGACGAGCCUGUGGGAAUGCAGAAAUGGGGGAAAGGGUCAAAUGUGACCGUGACUGUGGUGUGGAUCGACCCCACCAAUGUCAUCGCCGCCACCUACGACAUCCUGAUCGACGCCAGUGCUGAAUUUACUCACUACAGGCCUCCACUGAACCUGCCCUUGCGGCCCGGCAUGUGGACCGUACGUGUGCUGCACCACUGGAGCCCUGUGGCAGAGACGCGCUUUCUGAUCACUCCCCUCACCCACCACAAACACCUGCCUAUACGCCAAGAGGAUGCUUUAAAAACGCACAAUGGGCCGGCCAAGAACAGCUACAUGGAGCAGAGUUUCCAUGGGCUGAACCCUAUCCUCAACAUCCCGGUCCACCUGGGUCAGGUAGAAGCGGCCGAACACAACGCGGAGCUUACGGGGUCCGAGCUGGAGCGCUGGGUGGACAGUCUAGUGGGCGAGGUGUGGUCAGCUGUGGACGUGUGUUCAACGGGCCCCAGUGGCUGUCCGGUCAUGCAGACUUGCAGGGAAACGGUGUGGAGCUCUCUCAGCCCGGACCCAAAGUCCCAGCUGGGCCUACCCAAAACCAACGGACGAAUCAGGUAGCAGCAUUCACUGCCCUGAGGACUCGCCUUUUUUCAUUUAUUAGGUCAUUUUGUUUUUAUUAUUUAUUUUCCAGCACCGCUCAUGUGAGUAUGAGCACAACGGCCCUCUCUCAAACUCAAGACAUGGGCCACGAAAGUGUACGCUGGGAAGUUUUUAAAGAUUUUUUUUUAAAACGUGUGCCCUUUCAAACUCUUGAGUGCUCUUGUGAUGUGAGUGCUGUCAGGCUUCUCUAUAUUUUAUUUAUUUUGAUUACUGUGAUUGAAUAUUUGUCAACUGGAAGCAGCAGGCUUUGCCUGCUGGGAUUGGGAUAUUAAGCACAGAAUGGACCUUAACACUGGUUGUAAGACCAAAAGGGAUGUUUGUAUGGUAAGCCUCUAUAUUUAAAAAAAAAAAAAAAAACCACACUUGCACCUAACAUAAAUAAUAGGAGUGUUUUUCAACCUUUACCUUAUUAAAACCAGUGUUUCAGAGUGUAUAUCACUGUGCGUAGCACAAAUAGUGUGUUUCUUUAGUUUUCAGAAAAAUACUUCCAUUUUUAUAAGGCUUUCACUGGAUCAAACGCAGUCAAAUAGGCAUUUAAAGCCUUCGAACUCCCCUAAUAAAGUCUCCUAUUUAGUUUUAAUAAGUUAUUGGUUGAAAAACAUCUGUUUUUAAUCAAAACCGAGCUUUUGACAAGUAAAAGUGAUCCAGUGUCGUGCAAGACGCCAACCUCCACAGAAUUCUAUUACCUUUGGAGGCAAAAAGGUAGCAGUUAGUAAUACCUGUUCAAAAAUGCAUCACAUUAUCCUCUUCAGUAUAUUAAUGGCCUUUUUGGUUAUACUUUUGUGGUAAUGGUAACUACAAAUAAUAAAAAGUACAAACAUCUAGUGUAUGUCAAGCUAGCAGGCUGAUCAGUUAUCAGUAUGCUAAGCUGGGCGGAUAAAUAUUUACUGGUUUGCUAAACUAACAGACUUACAGGCUAGAUAUAUGUAACGCUAGCAGGCCAGAGAGCUUGGAAGCUGAUUGGAAAACAGAUUAGGAAAUGUUUUAUUUGAGCAUUUUUAGCCUGAUGUAUACUACCAUUCAAAAGUUUGACUUCAGUAAUAUUUUUCGAAAGACAUCUCUUAUUCUUACCAAGGAUGCAUUUAUUAAUUUUUUUUUUUAAAUGAAAACAGUAAUAUUAUGAAAUACAGCAACUUAAUUGUUUUUUUCUAAUUUACUCCUGUGAUGCAAAGCUGAAUUUUUAGCAUCAUUACUCCAGUCUUCAGUCUUCUUGAUCCUUCAGAAAUCAUUCUAUUUUAUUAUCAUCAGUGUUGAGAAACGGCUGUGCUGCUUAAUACUUUUGUGGAAAACUUGAUGCAUUUUGUCAGGAUUUUUCGAUUAUUACAAAAUUUAAAAUAUAAAUAAUUUAUAACAUUAUAGAAGUAUUUACAGUCUCUUUUAAUCAAUUUAAUGAAUCCUAAAUGAAUAAAAGCAUUAUUGUCUUAAAAUCAUAUUGACCCCAAACUUUGAACAGUAGUAUUGUUUAGCUAUAAAUUUUGUUUCUGUAUUUUUACUAACAUUUUUAAUCAGGCAUCAAAUAGACCAGUUUGGAGUAGAUGUCACAGUUACGUCAUUUGCAGCUGUGCUCACAUUGUGGUGGCAGAAAAACACUGGUAAAAAGUGGAGGGAAAUGGGUAAAAAUCGAUGGAAUAAGGAAAAAAUGUAUUGUUGUGUCUUUGGAUGUCAGAAUCGGAAUACAAAUCAUUUUUAUAAAAUAGGACAGACUUUUAUAUAAUAAGACAGACUAAUGGGCGAAUGGGCAAAACCUGCUAUGAUUACUCUACUUUUAAAGCACAAAAUUGAUUUAAACAAUAAAACUACAUAAUAUUCACAUAUGCAGUUCAUAGGAGACAUAUUAUAUUAGCCCUACAGUUACAGCAUGAAAUACUAUUUAAGCUUUUUAUAACGUUUUACUUAACCAUUUACCUGUUUUAUCUCACAAUUUUUACUUUUUUUCUUGCAAAUGCAAAUUUAUAUCUCCGUAUUUAGACUUUAUAACUCGAUUUUAACUCACAAUAGCGAGUAUGUCAAUUCUGAGGAGAAAAAGCCAGAAUACACUUACGAUUCUGAGCUGAGGGGAAAAGGGAGAAUUCUUAUCAGAAUUGUGAGGUUAUAAUCUCAGAAUUGCAAGAAUAAAGUCAGAAUUUUGAAAUAUAAACUCAAAUUUACCUUUUAUUCCAUGGCUUCCAUAGACUGCUUUUUGAAAACUGUCAUUUUCUGCCACCAGAUUCACAAAACACAUCUUCACUGAAUCUUCACUGAACACCGAAUUGUUCUAUAGAGUACUCAAAGUUGUUUUAGACAAUUAGUUUGCUUUAGGGUCCAAGGUGAAUAGGAUUCUGUGGAGAAAUUGAAACUCGCAUGAUACCGAGCCACAAGUCUUUAAGCGAGAGUGUCUCGAGUAGCUCUGGAGUCAGAGACUGUCUGAAGUGUCGUUCUGUCUGUAUGCUGUUCCCCUUCAGGCUGUCGAAACUUGAAAUGGAAGGUGCCAGCUGUGCUGGCACAGCAUGAAAAAAUCUGUAAUUUCUUUGCCUUUUUAUUGUUUUAUAAUUUUUUCCUUUCCCCUGAGCAGAGGUACUGGGUAGCUGAGUUGGGUUGUAAGUUGGCUAUUUAUUCAUGUGUUUAUAUAAAUGAAAUAGAUAUUUUUUAGUCAAUGACUAAUGUCUAUAUGCUGUUUUUGCAGCUCAUUCAAUAUCUUUUGUAAACAAGCUGCCUUUAUUUACAAAGGCUAUCAUCCCAACCAUAUUACAAAUAUAAACACAAGAUGCGGUACUAGUACGGGCGUCAGUAAAGACCUUUCUGCCACUCCACCUGAGGUCCAUCUGUUCAUUUCAUAAACGUUGAGCUCAUUGGGAAACUAACUGGAUGAAUGAUCUUAAACGACCUCAAGAACUGAGACUCCAGUCAUGCUGCUUGUCAUUUUCUUUAUUCUAGUGUUUUUAUACGAGCCAGUGUUUGGUACUUUUGCCAUAUAUUGCUCAAACGAACAAAAACGGACAUGGGCUGGACUGGUUGGUAGCAUCCGUGCAGUUUCACCAAGUUUCUGGGCUCAGCUGUUUUUUUCUGCACGUACGCCGUUUGGACGUCACUUUUUCCAGAUUGGGCCCGUCCAGAUUACUCACAUCCAUAAUAAUGAUAGGGUGGCCUCUCAGAUCUGACUGAGAUGUAUUUUUAGUGAGGAAGAUUGCAAGCUUGCUGGACUCUACAGUUUGCAUUGGACCAACGUUUUCUCCAUUUCUACGAAGCUUUUAUGUUUCUACACUGCAAAUGUACGACUCCAUAUUUAUAAACUGGGCUAGUGUGGCUUGUUGCACUCUCUCAUUUGAGGAGCGCGUCUCCUCUGGGACUCUGUGACCCUGGCCUAGACAUCACUUUGUAUGCAAUCUGAUUGUGAUCUGGUCCUCGGAGAUGUGGCGUCCCGCCCGGGGUGCGCAAACAGCGAAAUGUCAUUGCUGUCAUGUGAUCCAAAGGAGGAUGCGACCUUAAAUUUUCAAUAAAGCACUCUUGUCAUUCAUACGUUCCCAGCGGGAUGCGAAGCGGGAAUGCAUUGUUAUUUAAAUUUUUUAAUAGAGCGUCUAAUGCUUGUCUAAAGUGGUGUUACAUCCGUACUGUACGUGUGAAAGUGGAAAUUAUUUGAUAUUCUUAAAAGAGAAAUUAUAUGAAAUUAUCUACUCACAUACAUUUCACUGACUUCUGACUUACAAUCUUGGCUGUAAGUGAGGAUUCAGCCACUGGAUAGUAUUAAUUACCAUUUUACGCUUAAAGGUGAAGUGUGUCAUGUUCAGAUAAUCUCCUAUUCCAAUUUCGUGUGCAAAUUCUUCCAAAUGAGUGCAAACACUGUUUUUUCUUAAACUGCUUGAGUCUGGCUUAAACAAUGGCGUGAGUUUGGGGCGGGGCUUCUUGUUUAUGAAUGGUGGGAGAUGGGGUGUGGCCUAAUAGUGUGUUUACACCAAAAGCGAAUUUAAUUAUUUGUGCGAGUAGAUUACACACAAAUGCAAAGAUGCGAAUAGAUGCGACUGUGCGAUAUACACCUCAAUCGCAUGUUCUACGCAAGUUUACAAAUUUCAGCUUGAGCGGAAAAUUCACAUUAGGGCUGUCACUAAUGAAUAUUUUGGUAUUUGAGUAAUCAGUCAAUUAUUCUGGAUAAUUAUACUUUUUUUUGUAGCGAUAAAAAUAGACCUAAGAGAACAGUAUCCUUUACAAUGAUUUAAAAUACAUUUAAUAAACAUCCGAGUAAACUCAGAUGAGAGUUUAAACUUUUAUUUUGAAAUUGCGAUGAACAGUUAGCAUAUUGAGAAAGAUAUUGAUGUACUCUCCUGUGUUUUCAAAGGUUUAUAAAUUAUUUACCUUACAAAUCUGAUGAAAUUGUGUAUGUUCCAUUCCCAGAUGAACGUUAUAAUAAACCCAAACUUUGAAACGUUCCACACAUGUAAACGAUAACAGUUUGUGGCAUUUACUGUGAACAGAGCCCGCUGAGUACAUAACCUACAUGCAUGUAAAUAAAACGCAUAUAUUAAACCUGCACCGCAUAUAUUUAUUUAAUUGAAUUGUAGCGUUUGUGAAUUCUUAAUAGCAUUAUGCUUUAUUAUGAUUUUUAAGGGUUUAAUAUGUAUAAUGCGCCACUUCCGGUAUUUUGCCAAUUACUUGACAACUUUUAAUUGACUAUUACUUUUAAUCGAGUACUUGAAUAGAAUCAAAGAAUCGUCGCAUCCUUAAUUCACAUGACACGUAGUCAUGCAAGCCAAUCAACGAAGAGCUUUGACAUGUCCGGUUGUAUCAGAUUUUUUAUUAUUGUUUUUAUGUUUUUAUUUGAACUAGUGACGUGAAAAACAACCUGCAAGUAAACUGAGCAUUUGGUGUGCACACAUUAUAAGACGAUGCUCAAACUCAAAUUUGCCGCUUGUAGUCAAGGAAAAACAAAGACGUCAAGUCAAACACAUUUAGCUUACUGUAGAGUUGCUUGCUCUGUUUGUGUUGUUUAUUACAGAUGAAGUGGAUUAGACGCAAUAUUUGUCAAAUACGGAGACAUUUUCAUGUAAUGCUUAAUAUAGAGCCUGUGUACAAGAAAAAAGUUCAACAUAAGCCUACACUAUUAAAAACAGUAAAGUGACGUCUAUAUAUUUUUUUAAAAUCAGUUUUAUUUUGAUAAACAUUGCACAAUAUAACAUUAACAUAACAUGAAAGAGUUUCUACUGUUACAAAAACAGAUUUAUGAGCAACUGACGGUGUCAGAAUACAUAUGAAACACGUCAUUGUUCUCAUUGGUGAAUGCAGGAGCUGCUCUGGAGAAGCUGCACAGACUGUGAAGACUGCUUUCGAAAUGUUGUUGUAGUACUUCGAAGGCAUAAUUGUCAAAGUACGCAUGACGUCAAACACAUCUAAUAAUAUUUGCAGUUACGUUUGUUGCUACACAAAUUGCACACUUCACCUUUAAAGGCAUAGUUCAGGCAAAACUGAAAAUUCUGUCAUGAUUUACUUUCUGCUUCAACUUUUUUUUCCUUAAGAUUUUUGAAAAAUGUUACUUUUGUCAGUGCAGUUAAAGUCACUGGGCUUUAAAACAGCGAUUUUUUUUAUCUUUUAAGAUCUUUGCAGUGGGUGAAUCUAACCUCACAAAUACAGCAACAUACCUCUUUCUUUCACAUGACUUUCACAGAAGUAUCUAAUCUAAUGUUCACAUUAAAAUGAUAUUUAUUACCACAUCACUCAGACAUCUCUUCUGUACUAUAGCUAUUUUGGUAGGAAUGACAAUGUAAAGUAUUUUGUAUUGGACUGACGUUCAUAAAGUAUUGUAAAUAACCUUGUUUUUAAACAGAAGUGGGUCAGGUUUUGGUGUGUUGAGUGGCACUGUAUAGAACGUCUACAUUUUCAUGUGAAGGGAUUGUGAAGGGCUGUACAAGUCUGAGUGUGUGGUUCGGGCUCUUAAUGAACAUUUUUGCCUUUCAGAGAAUCUUACGCCAGAUUGCCGAUCUCUGUGCUGGAAUGUUUUGUUGAGCAACUGUUGCACAAUUUAUUUAAACUCUUCAGUCGGAGGGGACCUCUGUGCCUUAGCUGUUGUUCCCAACCUUUGUGUCUGUAAGCAUCAAACAUGUCAUGUCUGUAUCUUUCAUUUCUUCACGAAACCAAAAAACUGCUGUUGUAAAUGCCUUCUGUAUCAAUGUUCUUUUGGUUUUGCUGUUCUUUUCUUCAUACUGAAUUUUUGAAUAAAAAAAACACCUUUGUCAUCUCA